AUGCGAUGUUGCAAUGUAGUUUUGCUGCUGCUGCCGACACUGAUAUGUGGACGCAAGCUGACAGAUAGCAGAGUCUUCCUGGAGAAGGAAGCGCCAUCCUUUGCCGAAUUUCGCUUGAAGCUCAAGGCUAAGGGUUUUGUUGACCCUCUCACUACCAUUGCAGAAGUUGGCACUGUUCGUGUACUUGACAACACUGGGAAGUGCGUGAACUGUGCCAAUGUCGAACACAACUGCACUACCUUGAACGAUGUUUUGAGCCAGGAAACAGGACCAGAAAAAGCAUGCACUGGUACCAUGAAGCCGGGGCAGAAGUUCAGUUGGAAAGUCUCCAACAAGGAGUACGAUCUAAUGAUGACUCUGCCUGCCCGUGAUUUAGGUGUCGCAUUGGACUUUGAGGUCCAAAUCGCCUCUGCUGUAGAUGUCUCAGGUCACAAUAGCGAAGAGCUCACAGGAAGGCAAGUGACUCAGUGGGUGGCAUCGGCCUUUCUUGGCAACAGCAAGCACAAUGUGUGGUACAAAGUUGGCCUAUCUUUGAACGGCGACUUCUCCCGCGGUGUGCAAACGAGUCCAACCAAUGUCACGGUGCCUGAAGAGGCUGCCAAGGAGAUCAUGAACGGGGUGUGUACCACGCCAACAGAGACCUCUGAGUAUGUCGUGAUGGAGAGAGCAUUGCGAAUGGAUAUCUUUUCAGUAUCAGCCCUUUGCGCACCAGACUGCGCAGGAACUCCAACUGUGGAGAAAUGCCGGGCAGAUUCUGACCCUUACAUCUUGAAAGGCUGCAUUCCGGAGGUGUGCACAAGUCCUUCCAGUGAUGAUCUGGACAUGUACAACGCUACUGUAGUGAACCUCGAGCGCCGAGCUUUCAAAGUGCUUUUGCAGUGCAAUCCAGAGAAAGCAGCUGGUCUGCCCUCAGUCACGAAAUGUCAGAAGCCAAAUCAGCCGUUUACCGUUGACGGUUGCUUCCCGACAACCACAACGACAACCAGCACCACUACGACAACUACAACAACCACAACGACCUCAACCACAACGACUUCGACCAGUACAACCACCACUACAAGCACCACAACUUCGACCACAACUACAACAUCGACAAUUACAACGACCACCACGACAACGACAACCAGUACGAGUACAACAACGACAAGUACGACCACCACCACGACAACCACAACAACAACUACCACAACCAGCACAACGACUACUACUACUACGAGCACAAAAACUAGCACAACGACAACGACUACGACUUUCACAGUCACCACCACAUCUACGACUACAACCACCACAGCCAGUACCAUCACAUCCACCACCACCACUACAACCACCACAACGUCAACUACAACGUUCACGACGACAACAACCACAACUUCGACCAUAACGAGCACAUCCACAACAACCACUACAACCACUUCAACGAUCACCACCACAACAACAAGUACAACCACAAGUACCACAACUUCUACCACCACUAUUACGACCACAAGCACAAGUACCACUACGACAACGCAAACAACGACCUCAACAACUACAACCACGAGCACCAGCACUACAACAACGACGACUAGUACCACAACAUCCACAACUACGACUACAACAACCACCACCACAUCCACAAGCACAACCACCACAACCACAACAACUGUAACCAGUACAAGUACAUCUACCACGACAACCACUACCAGCACCGCUACCUCCACAACCACAACAAGCACGUCGACGACCACCACUACUAGCACAAUCACCAGUACCACGACAACAACGACUAGCACGACAACAUCGACAACGACAAGCACCACAACAACAUCUACAACCACAACAACCACAACCACAACUACAAUAACAACAACUUCAACAAGUACUACAACCACAACUAGCACGACUACAACAACAUCAGCAACCACCACAACUACUACAACUUCCACAACCACCACCACAACCAGCACAAGUACUACUACAACCACAACUACAACCAGCACUACGACCUCAACUACAACAACUACGACAAGUACUAGUACCACUACAACCACAACAACAACCACAACCAGCACCAGCACCACUACGACAACCUCCACAAGCACAUUCACCACUACAAGUACAACAACAUCUACGACAACCACAAGUACAAGCACCAUAACAAGUACGUCAACAACAACCACGACGACCACAACAACCACAACAACCAGCACGACCACCACAACUACGAUAACGACAACGACAACGACUACAACUACCUCCACAACUACAACGACCACGUCGACAUCAACUACAACCACAACUUCAACAUCUACGACCACUACGACGAUUACCUCCACAUCAACAACCACCACAACGACAACCUCCACAUCUACGAGCACCACAACAAUCACAACUACCUCUACAUCAACAACUACAACAACGAGUACCUCGACGAUCACUACAACCACAAGCACCAUCACCAGUACUACUACGCAAACAACAACAUCAACAACCAGCACUAUCACAAGCACACUAACGACAACAAGUACAAUUACAACAACCACAACAAGUACAACCACCAUGACCAGUACAACAACAUCCACUUUUACAACUACCACUUCUACAAGCACUACUACUACAAGCACCACAACAACUACAAGCACUAGCACAACCACAGUCACUACAACCACGACCUCGACAACUCGGCCAGGGCAUCAAUGCGUAUCUGUGAAAGAUCCGAAGGGCUAUGUCGUCAAAGAGGAGGAUUUGUGGAGCACCAGUUUGAAAGUUUCAGUUGAAUGCGCUGAUGGAUACCAUGGUAAACCCAAAGCAAAGCCUUGUUUCGAUGAAUCGGAGCCUUACGAGCUUGUAGGCUGCGAGAAAUCACUUUACUGCACCAAACCAGAGGACACGACAGGCUACACCGUAAAGGAGAAGGCUCUGCCAUGCGGCUAUGCCGGGGAGCCAAAGGUUGAGCCAUGCUCUGCAGACCAAGCGCCCUACACGUUGUCCGGCUGUGAGAAAGUCAUCCUUUGCUUGACUCCGGAGAAUACUGAGGGCUAUGAGGCCACAAAGGGCUGCAGAUUGAUUUGUCACACUCUGCCGCUCUCAAGGAGUGCCAAAUGUGGACUUGGCUACAUUGGCGAAGCGCAAGUGAAAGCCUGUGCGGACGGAGUACCUUAUGCGCUCAGAGGAUGUGCUGCUUGGACAGGAACCAGUUCAAAAAUAGCACACUAA
Cladocopium goreaui is the source of this 3195-nucleotide messenger RNA. NCBI's taxonomy places the organism in Eukaryota, Dinophyceae, Suessiales, Symbiodiniaceae. The record is from the annotation of a GenBank genome assembly.